Molecule: messenger RNA, 4168 nt
Organism: Apus apus (common swift)
Lineage: Eukaryota; Metazoa; Chordata; Aves; Apodiformes; Apodidae
Gene: HMG20A
Product: high mobility group 20A
Exons: 12
Coding region: 299-1345 (348 amino acids)
Biological process (GO): regulation of gene expression
Cellular component (GO): nucleus
Source: RefSeq, a predicted model, not a curated record
CCAGGCCAGGCCGGUGUGCUUCCGCCUUCGCGCCGCGAAAGUAGUCCCGGUGUGUUGUUUGAACUCCCGCUCCGUGCCCGGUUGCUGGCUUCCCUGAAGUGGUGAGAGGUAAUAACGGUUGAUGGGUCCUGAAUUCUGUUUGUUUAUUGUUUCAAUAUGUGCACUUGUCCCCUUGUCGAGCAGGACACCUUCCAUCAAGAAGCCCAGGCUUUCUGUGUCUGAUGGCCAGGGACUGCACAGAGAACUGAGAAGACAUUUCCAGUGCUCCUAGACUUCUGAAUGCCAGCAGGGAAGAGAAAUGGAGAACUUGGUGGCUGGCUCCACCCUUCCUCCACUUUUUGCAGAUGAAGAUGGAACUAAGGAAAGUAGUGAAAUUACUGUAACUGGAUUAGCUCAUUCUGAGAGUUCAUUCAGUGGUGGAACUUCACAGUCUGUCAAUAACCCAGAUUUGGUGGAGGAUUUGUCACAGGCUCAGCAGCUGCAAAAUGAGUCCUCUAAUACUGCUGAAAACACUGAGCAGAAGCCUGAGGAGGAGCAGCAAAGAACUAAACGAGGAGGCUGGGCCAAAGGGAGGAAGAGGAAGAAACCCCUUAGGGACACCAAUGCCCCCAAGUCGCCCCUCACAGGGUAUGUGCGGUUCAUGAAUGAGCGUAGGGAGCAGCUUCGAGCAAAGAGACCUGAAGUCCCUUUCCCAGAGAUCACCAGGAUGCUGGGCAAUGAAUGGAGUAAGCUGCCUCCUGAGGAGAAACGGCGAUACCUUGACGAAGCAGAUAGAGAUAAGGAGCGUUACAUGCGGGAGCUGGAGCAGUAUCAGAAGACUGAAGCCUACAAAGUCUUUAGCAGGAAAGCACAGGACAGACAGAAAGGCAAAUCACACAGACAAGAUGGAGUAAGACAGCCAGCCCAUGAUCAUGAGAAGGAAGCGGAUACAAAGGAGAGAUCUGUUUUUGAUAUUCCAAUCUUUACUGAAGAGUUCCUGAAUCAUAGUAAAGCACGUGAAGCUGAGCUGCGGCAGCUGCGUAAAUCCAACAUGGAGUUUGAGGAGAGGAAUGCUGCUCUGCAGAAGCACGUGGAGAGCAUGCGCACUGCGGUGGAGAAGCUGGAGGUGGAUGUGAUACAGGAGCGGAGCCGCAACACGGUGCUGCAGCAGCACCUGGAGACCUUACGCCAAGCACUCACCACCAGCUUUGCUGGAGUCCCACUACCAGGCAGUGGGGAGACACCCACAAUGGAAACCAUUGACUCCUACAUGAACAGGCUACACAGUAUUAUUAUGGCCAACCCACAGGAGAAUGAGAACCUUAUAGCCACAGUGCGAGACGUGGUGAACAGACUGGAACGCUAGUGACUGGGUCUCGUGGCCCAGGGAUGCUUUACAAAGUAUUUUUGGCCAGUGUGGAAUAAGAAGCCAUCAGGGAAAGACUAGGGGUGGGAGGCAGAAUUGCAGGUUUGUCCUGAUCGCUGCCUUUGUGGUUUGUCAGUGAGACAAACAGAUCAAUGCAUUACAGGGUCUUAAAAAGCCACGGGCACCACCCACUAAAUAUUUGGAACUGUCCUCUGUGUAAGCAUUUAGGAGCAUGCAACUUCUGUGCAAUCUUCAGUUUGUUGCUACUUUCGCUGGGUGUGAGGGUGUGUAUGUUCUGUAGACUGGCUGACAGUGGAGAUGAAAUCUCACAGUUGGUGAAAUGAAGUCAGCCUUCAUGUUGUAGUAACAACCUCGAUGUGUUAUAUUUCCCACUGUCUUCUAGUGUCUUUUAUUUUGUUUUUGUUUAUCUUGUGGGAUUAUUUUCCUCCACUUUUCUUCUUUUGGUCUUGUUAGCUGAUACUUGCAGUCCGCAUAGCAGCGCUUGUGUUCUCUGCUGUAAGAGACAGUCUUCCUAGCUGCACUGUCUUGUCCUGCCCUGCCUGCUAUGUUUGUAUGAGCUUUUCUUGAGCAGAAUCCUGAUUUUGUGUUAGCCUGCAACUCUUACGAAUGUGAAUUUGCUUCCUGCUAGAGACUGGCUGUGCUUGAUACUUUGUGAUUGAUUCCACUAUGAGACAGACUUCCUCUCUCCCUGCCUCUCUUCAAGCGCCUCUCUUGCACAUAGCAUUCUGCUCUUCUCUGAAGGUCUCCUGUUAUCUUUUGAAAACAUUUGGUGGAGCAUUUUACUACUGCAAAGGUCAGUGAUAAUCAAGAUAGAAAGUGAAAUGUUAGUUCUUUCAGUUAGCUGGGAAAAUAGGAAUCUCCAUUUUAGACUGGAAACACAAAGCUUGCCUUUCCUGUGAUAUGUUGCUCAGUCUGACUUAAUGUUAAUGCUUUGUUUUUGAGAGAAUGAUCUCAUGAUGAGAGUGAUAUCUAUAAAACGAGAAAUGAGCAGAGGAAUUGCCUUUUUUUUUUUCCUGCCCUUCUGAAAUUGCAGUGCUGGGAAGCAAUAUGCCUGGAAGCAGCACAUGUAUUUUUGGCAUUAAUUGUUAGAGCAGAGAAGGUUAUUAGUAGCUAGGUCCACAUAGCAGCCCACAGAAUGCUACAUUAUAGCCCACAAGUGCUUUCACCUUUUGUACAGUGAAAAGUACAGCCUGUGAAGCCUGUAGCAUUCAGCAUUUUAUGUUCCAGUGUGACCUAAAUGGCCUUUCACUUACAUCAAGUGGAACUCUGCAUGCUAAGGUUUGUAAUCUUGCUGAGCUACACUGCACCUCCUGUCAAAGUUGAAGGCACCUACUGUCUGCACUAACUUAUGCAAAUAAUUUGUUGCCCUUUACUUCCUGUCAAACUGUUAAUCAUGACUUUGGUUCAGUACUUGCUGGACAUUUAUGGGCUUUAUGGUAGUGCUUGACAUGUUCUUUCUUUCAUAUGACAAUCUCCUUGCUUCUCCUUAAGAAACCUUUAAGAUUUCCCAGUUACGAAUUGGAGAUUGCUUUCUUUACUGGAGUGCACUGCAGUUGGCAUUACUUUGAUGUAUCUGUAACACAAAUAUUUGAAGACGAAAAAGCAGUUUCUUCUCUUCCCACGGGGUACACAUGGACUUCAUGCUUGCCUGAAGCCAUCUCCAGGUCAACGCUUUGUAUGUCAGGCCUUCGCUUACUCAUGGGCUUAACUGCUGUAGCCAAGCAGCAAGGAUUUCCAUGUAAAUUCAAGUCUUCCUUCAGGGAGGAAACUCCUUUCUCUUGUCUUCAGUCUCAUCUUCAAGACUUCACAAAAUGAACCUCAAUUUGCUGCAUUGACCUCCAUUUUUCUUGGCAUGAAUGAGACCAACUGAUGUUGGCAUGAACUUUUUAAGUGGAUUCCAUAACAAAUACUGUGAGGGGUAAAAAUCCUACAGGUGUCUGAUGUCUCCAGAAGAACCACAAAUACCUUCAUCUUCUGUAUGCAUCUUGUUUUUUAGAACUGGUGAUAUUUGACUUUUAUUGAAGUGGCCAAAAUGCACUGCAUAGCCAAAUGUUGAUUUACAAAAUUCUAAAGUUCCGUUUGAGGCAUCUUACCUAAUAUCUGAAGUUGUAUCCCAUAAUGACUCCAGAAAUUGUUGUGUAAAAUGAUGGCAGGAUGCAAUUCCAGGAUGUGGCAUACACACUGUAAAUAAGGUAUGGGUGGCUGCAGAUUGCCCCUGCUCACAUAAAUUCAGUGCAGCUGUCGGCUCGUGGCGUGCUAAUACAUCAUUCUGUGAGCAGCAUGCAGGUGCUAGGGGACAGGAAAUUGAAGGUGAUAUGAUUAGCUGAGGGCUGACAAAUCUCUUGCUUUUUCCCAGAAGGAAGGAGGGAAGGUGGGGUACACAUCUGAAAGCAUCUGGGGGAAGACUUAAGUUCUUGCUCACCAAUGUUGUGACAGAUGAUGUUUUGUCUCAUUAAGAAGCUUCUUAUUUAUAUCGAUUAAUCUUAUAAAAAUGAAUUCUGUCUUUCCAGUGUUUUCUGAGUGUCACUUCAGUUUACAUUUUUCAGUGUUGGCUGAUACAAAAAAGUAAAAAAUGAAGUGGGUGUCAAGGAGAGGAGUGGGAUAAAGUGCUUUUGUCACUUAGAGAAUGCUAAGAGAAAUAUAUGAAAACAGAAUCCAUUUACUGGAUUUAUGUGUUGGGAAUUGUUGAGAUGCCAAGCUUUCUGUACAAUGUUUUUGUAAUUAAACUUUGGAGUUCCUUUGUUUUUAAGAAGUUGAUGUGCAUGUUUGACACUUGCUUCAUUAAAAUUAUUCAACACUGAA